CUCAGUUUCAUUAACUUCAUGUGAAACUCAGAUGAACUAAGACGAAGUUUAGUGUUGACCAAUUUUUCCCUUGAGUUUUUUCGAUUUUAGAUUCAUCACAUGUCUGUCAGAAUCUCGGAGCCUCGUGCGCUCUUGCCUCGCGGUGAUGGACAGUCGGUCCACGCGCUAGACGGUUAACGGACUGAGGAGGAGCAACAGGAGGUUCCACGACAGAGUCACACCGGGACCAAGGAGGAUUUUACGGACUUUUCUGACACAAACUGCGGCUCUUUUGAUUCUGUCUGGCAGGAACUGAUUAAACAUCUACUCGGGUUUCAACAGGAACCACAGUUUGACCCGAUAUAUCUGCUGUCUGAACGUUUGUCCGCCAUCAUGUAUCCCUCAGCGGUCAGCGUUUUUGUGCGCUGCAGUCUCGUACUGGCCCUCAUUCAGGUCCUGGUGCUGGUCUGUCCUGCAGCAGGAUACAAUCUGGAUCAGGACCACAGUCUGGAGUUCAGAGGUUCCCCCUCCUCCAUGUUUGGAUACUCAGUCCUGCUGCAUCACCACAAAGCUCAUAACUGGUUGGUGGUUGGAGCUCCAGUCGAGAACUCAACCUCAAAUCCGUCCAUUCAAUCUCCAGGAGCUGUUUAUCGCUGCAACAUCACUGCUGAGUCCCGUCACUGCCAUCGCAUGUCUGCUGAUGUGCUGAGCUGUGGGAAGACGUGUGAAGCAGAGAGUGAUCACCAGUGGCUGGGAGUCAGUCUGUCCAGACAACCUGGCGACAAAGGAGGACAUGUCAUGGCAUGUGCACACCGCUGGAAGAACGUCUACUACUCAAAGAAAGACAGUCAGAACCACAAACUGCCUAACGGAGUCUGUUAUCGCUAUGGCAGUGACCUGAGUCACGGCCGACCCAUGAUCCCCUGCUAUAGAGACCACCAGCGGAAGUUCGGUGAGGAUUAUGGGUCAUGUCAGGCCGGUAUUUCUAAUUUCCUGACAGAGGAUCUGAUCAUCAUGGGGGCCCCAGGGACGUCGUACUGGAUGGGCUCAGUCCUGGUGUUUAACACGUCCAGUGGAGGGAUGUCAGUGUACCUUGAUGAUGACACUGGAUCAGUCAGCUUCGGAAGCUACCUGGGUUACUCUGUUGGAGCCGGUCACUUCCUGAGUCCUACUACUGUGGAGGUGGUGGGUGGAGCUCCGCAAUACAACCAGAGGGGCAAGGUCUUCAUCUUCACUGUAGUGGAGAACAUGUUGCGUGUCAUCUCUGAAGUGUCCGGAAAAGAGCUGGGAGCUUACUUCGGCUCCAGUGUAUGCGUGGUGGAUCUGAAUGCCGAUGGUUUGUCAGAUCUGUUGGUCGGUGCUCCCAUGGCAACAGGCGUUACCAGGGAGGAGGGACGAGUCCACGUGUACAUCAACCAGGGCCAGGCCAACUUGUCGGAGGCGGAGUUUCAGCUGACUGGCAGCGACGCCUAUGCAGCCCGGUUUGGAGAGACCAUUGCUGACCUGGGAGACCUGGACGAUGACGGUUACCAUGAUGUGGCGGUUGGUGCACCGCAGGAAGAUGACCUAAAAGGAGCUGUCUACAUCUAUAAUGGCAGGAAGGACGGCAUCUCAUCAACUCCAUCUCAGAGAAUUACUGGAUCCACCUUGGGUCAUAACCUCAAGAUGUUCGGCCAGUCACUGAGCUCUGGCGUUGACAUUGACGAUAAUGGCUACCAGGAUGUGGCAGUUGGUGCGUUCCUCUCAGACUCGGCUGUGGUUCUCAGGACUCGUCCAGUGAUUCAGGUGAAGGCGUCUCUGGCUCUGCCUGAGCAGAUUGACCAGCGGCUGGCGCUGUGCCAAGAACACAAGACUCCAACUGUCUGCUUCAAUGUCACUGUCUGCUUCAGUGUCAGGUCCAGACGGUACACAGGAGCUAUAGAGCUUCAAUAUAAUUUGACCUCUGACCUCCUCCAUAAGCCAUCCUUCCCUCAUCGUUUCUAUUUCCAUGGUAACGGGUCGUCUAAUAUCACAAAGGGUCGUGUGAGAGCACGACAUGGCCACGUCACUUGUACAACACAUGUGGCUCACCAAAGGAAAGACGUGAGGGAUAUUUUUACUCCAGUCCAGUUUGAAGUUUCAUAUAGUCUCAGAGAUACAAAAACCCACAGAGCCUCUUCUAAAACCUUCCCUCCAUUAAAACCUAUUCUGCAGCAGAGAGCAGGACACCAGAACACCAUCACCAACCAGACUCGGUUUGCUCGUUCCUGUUCCCUGGUAAACUGUUCAACCAACAUGCAGUUGUCAGCUCAACUACUGCUGCCACAUCAGCAGGAUUACUUUGCUCUUGGCUCCGGACAGACUAUCAUGUUGAAAACAUCGCUGUUGAAUUCUGGAGACGAUGCAUUCCUGCCACGUCUGACACUCCAAUUCCCAAACAACAUCCACUACAUUAAAGUCCUGCAGAACCAGGAGAAUGUGGUCAGUUGUGAUGUCACCCAGGAAAUCAACAGUACAAUGGUGGUUGUUGACUGCAGCGUCACCAGCCUCCUCCUCCCAGCCCUCACCCAGUUGAACAUCAGCUUCCUUUUGGAUGUGAACCAGAACAGCACACCAGGUGACAUCAACAUCCAUGUUAACACCAGCAGUGAUAACUAUGAAAGGGAGGAGUAUCUCCAUGACAACGCCAUCAGUCUCCCCCUUCAUCUUAAAUAUGGAGUCAACAUCAACAUCCACGGUUUUGCGACUCCCGACUCUUUUGUGUUUGGAGAUGAAGACUUGACUCCAGUUGACUGCUACACUGAAAGAUUUAACUACACAUACAAGGUCUUAAACUCUGGUCCCAGCAGGUCAGUAGAUACUGUGGUUGACAUCAUGUUACCAAAGAUCCUCGUUCCGUACCGACACAGACUACUGCAGGUGGUCGACUGGCAGUCAUCUCAUGGUGUGUGUUCGCUCAGUGACACGACUGUUUCAGUCAUCGAGGACUGUGCCGUCCCUCAAGCCUCCUUCAUCAAACAACUCGUCUUCUUUUUCUCCUCCACCUCCACCCGCAGAAUGUUUUGUGGCCGUGGUGAUGAACUGUGCGAGCGGCUGGUGUGUCGUCUUGGCAACCUGGAGGCGGGGAGAGAUGCCACCAUCCAACUGGAGACCAGACUGAACCCUGCUGUACUACUGCAAGCUCCGGGUCGUCACAGUUUCAUGAAGUUGGAGAGCACAGCGAUGAUAUCAUCUCCCAAAGAAGAUCCUCACACCGUCCUCAUCCAGAAACACCCUCAAGCUCAUGUGGUGGUUGAAGCUCUUUUUACCCAGAAACCCUCAAUGACAGUGAAGAUCUUCAUUAUUGUCGUCAGUUUAGUUUUGGGUCUUUUGAUCUUGGCUGGUCUCAUCUGGUGUCUGUGGAAGGCUGGUUUCUUCAAGAGGGAACUUCAGAAGAAGGAGGAGGAGUUCAGGAGACACAGCUGGGACUACGUUCCCAAAAGCAGCGACAGAGAGAGCUUUUCCUAACUGUCACUUCAACCCCAUGACCUUUGACCUGUGACUGUAAGGUGGCGUUCAUAUUGUGACUCUGCAGCAGUUUUAAUGAGACAUACAGCAUAUGCUGACAGACAGCGAACAUCAACAGCCAAUGAUAUCUGUACAGACUGUGUCAGAAGUUUGAAGUCAGACCUGUCUGAGUGUGGAGGAUGAUGAUACAUGUCUCAAGUGAAUGCCUCCUGAACACACCAGAAUCUGACCAUCACCUUUUAAAUUAUUUUGCCUGAUGUGCCUUCACAAAUGCAGACAAGUAUAAAGACUGCAACAGCGAGGGGAUGGAGGAUUAAUAAAAAGGGAAGUGAAUCUGAAACGAUCAUAUUUGGACCAUUUGGAAGGAUCUCAGGGAUUCCUGGAACCAUGACACUGUUAUUGAUGGCCUCCAUUUUGACUCUUCUAAGAGGAUACGGUAGUGACCCUCAAUCUCAGGGGAUGGAAACCUGGCCUCUGAUUGGCUCAUAACUCUCUGGAAGAUCUCCCUUUUGUCUGUCUAUAUAAUCUUUCUAUGUUUUUGUUUACCUGCUGACCAACACUUUAUGCACUGGAGACAAACAAAGAUAAGACUCACUGACUGUGCACACACCAGAUGUUUAUCCAGACAGAAGAAAUAGUCAAGUGCUGGCAGCCAAGGCAACGUGUUUAUGUAGCAAACAAUCAGCGCGGGAGUUUUCACUCUGGGAUUUGAUUGAGUUUAUGAUCACAACAUCAUUUAAACCAGCAAAAUGUCGCACAUUGGAUUCACUCAUGUGGUCAAGUUUUUGUGACAAUUUCAACUUUGGUGAACUUUGACACGGUUUUGCAGCGUUGACCAACAGCGAGUCGUCUUGACAGUGCUGACCUGUGAUGGAACAGAGUUGGCCGAAAUGGAGGAAACUCUUCUUAGCUGUGUUGCACCACCCAUUUUUAUUUAACCCUCUUCUGCUCCAGUGAAGAGAUCUGCAGACCGUUAUGAGACAGAGCUCGAGAACACAAGUACGUCUUUUGCCUCGAACUGUCAUUGACACAGUAAGUGACAGGUGAUGCUUGUGCAUUAGCUUGGAGAGCUUUUUCCAUAUAUAACUUUUUUUUUUUUUUUAAUUAAAUGAACAAUCGUGAGAGCAAAACGUAAGUGUGAGGUAAACGGCCCAGAGCAGGGCAAAUAGAAAAGUUUGUUAAGCAAGUUGUCACUAGAUGGUUUUCAUUUGGCUAAGAUGGCUCUUCUCCUCCCUCACUUGUUUUAGGGAUAGAAAAAACACUGGGUGGUAUACACAUUGCAUCAGGGCAAAGAAUGUGACAAAUAGAAAAUUAAACAAAUAGAAAAUUUGUUCAUAGCUGAAAGAGCAGAAUGGAUGUGAAGAAGCAAUAACAACAGGUAUAAAUAUUCAGAAUAAAAUCUGUAGAUCACAGGUACAGUUAUGUCUGACACCUUUUUCAGCCCCUGGAUGAUAUUUUAUAAUUAAUGAUAACCACAACUUUAUAACAGUACUUCUCUUUCUAAAUGAGCAAAGCUGCACUUGAAACAUAAAAUAAGAAGUUUUAAGAGUUUUCAGAUUUUGCACACACAAUAUUUUUUAUUUUAUGAAUAAACAGCCGCAGUGGUAUUUUUCAAUGGGGUGUUUUUCCUAAUCUACAGUACAAAACAUGUAAUAUAAUUAUUAUGAUUCCACAGCAGCUCAAACUAAUCGGAAACAUUCAUGUUGAAGUGGCGUAGCAAUUCUUUAAAAAAGACUUUCGCAAAGGAUACAGGAUUGCGUUCAGGGGUUGUAGGAAGGGAGGAAACGUUCGCAGAAUGGAAAGGAGCCACUGUCAAAAAAUAUGGAUGAAUACGGAUGAAUUUCUCUGUGCCAUACCAUUCACACUUGGUUUCUGUUCUUCUGAUCUUCUAGUCCGCUGUGCAACUGUUUAACGCUGCUGUGAGGAAACAGUUCAGGGAAAUGUACCAGGAAACCGUUCUAUGUAGGAAGAGGAAAAAAACAAGCACUUCUUCCUUGAACAAUCGUCGUAGGAACACAUGUCAUUUGACAAGUCAAGUCUGCCUCGAAUGGCUUUUGCUGGUCGACUGAUCUCAGACCAGGUGGUUCAGGUGAACCCAGGUUCAGUUUCUUGGUCGACUCCUUGUUUUGUAAGAAGCUUGAGUGUUUUUAUUCUUAAUUGAAACACUUGUGGAUUCAGACUGAAAUUUGGGAAAGCACAGUAAAAGUAAAAGAUGCCACUUGGGUCACACAGACAGCAACACACUGAGCCACAGUGUUGAAUAGUGGAGGACUACUUGAAAAUCAGCAUUUAAAAAUGUUUAAGGUAUUACAAGAAUUAAAAAGCAUUGUUUUUACUGUCUCUAUUCUGUGAAUGAAGACAGUUGAAACAGCUGCUACUUUUCCCUUCUGUUUAUCUAUUUAGUACAAAUGCACAUCACACAGAAGUUUUUAAUAUUUUAAUGAAUUAGUUUGUUAUUGUUUUUGUGAACUUGUUCUGCACUGGAGAGUCUCACUGCUUUUAUCAACACUUUUCUAUUAAAAUUAUUUUCUAUUUAAACAACAA
Molecule: messenger RNA, 6009 nt
Organism: Seriola aureovittata
Lineage: Eukaryota; Metazoa; Chordata; Actinopteri; Carangiformes; Carangidae
Gene: itga4
Product: integrin alpha 4
Exons: 29
Coding region: 373-3465 (1030 amino acids)
Biological process (GO): integrin-mediated signaling pathway; cell-cell adhesion; cell adhesion mediated by integrin
Cellular component (GO): integrin complex; external side of plasma membrane
Molecular function (GO): integrin binding
Source: RefSeq, a predicted model, not a curated record